Molecule: messenger RNA, 1207 nt
Organism: Haplochromis burtoni (Burton's mouthbrooder)
Lineage: Eukaryota; Metazoa; Chordata; Actinopteri; Cichliformes; Cichlidae
Gene: gemin7
Product: gem (nuclear organelle) associated protein 7
Exons: 2
Coding region: 145-531 (128 amino acids)
Biological process (GO): spliceosomal snRNP assembly
Cellular component (GO): SMN-Sm protein complex
Source: RefSeq, a predicted model, not a curated record
GGGGCGGUAAUGCACAUUUAAGCUGAUUUAUAUGCGCAAAUGAAUCCGUCGAGGAAGAAACCGAACAACAAGGCCUGGGACUAGAUAGCUGUUGCUAACGGUGCUAACACGAGAAAGCACACAGCUUUGGCAGAAGCAGUCAGCAUGGCGACUCCAGUGCCCGUACUCCGCCUGCCCAAAGGACCUGACCCCAACAGCCGUGGAUUUGACCCCAACUCGCCCCGCUUCAUCGCUCUCUGCCGAACCUCCAUUUCCUCCUCAGCAGCUUCAGAUACCGACAGCGAGCAGCUGCAGAAAGAGCAGGAUGCUCGAUCUGUGCUGAGAGAGGGCUUCCUCCGGUGCUUGCUCUCCAUGACCAACAAGAAGGUUCAGUUCCAGAUGUAUGAGAAUGUGAAGGUGGAGGCCACAUUUGGGGCAUCAGAUAUUGACGUGCUGAACUUUCAGGUGUCUGACCUGCACACUCCCAUUGGUGUGCAGAAAGAGGCUCUAAUCAGAUGUCAGGAUGUGAUAUCAUUCACCUUUGAUGUAUAAACAUGUUGCUUUUGUGUGUGCGGUGGACUGGAUUAUAUGCUAGUGAUUUGACUGCAUUCAACAAGCAGUCCCACUGUUUCAACACAAGAGGGAGUCGCGUGCCUUUGUGUCAAGAGGUAGCCAUCCCAACCUGAUGGCAGAGUUUAGUGGUUGCUCCAGAGCUCAAUGAUACUCUCAAAUAUCAGAAGUGCCACUAGUGGUUUCAUAAUAAGUCUCAACAAAUGCUUGAGGUAGAGGCUGUAACAGUCUGCAAAGUUAAAGAAGUGCAAAACUUCAAAGAUAAUGCAGCUUUUUGAGGUCAGUGAAUCCUGCCAGAUGUCACCUGACAUUUAGCCUCAGUAUCAUGUUUAUGAACAGGUUUCCUGUCUCAGUUAAACAUCAGAGUUGGAUAUGUACAAACAUGUUACUGCUGUACUGGUGCUGGAGUUGUGAAAUUGCCUCAUUCAAUUUAACUGAAUGUGGUAUAUAAAUUAUUGCACUUAAAAGAAACACUUUUGUAUUCUCUGUGAAAGUGAUCAGGACUGUGUGGCAAAAUGUUAUUUUUUUGCAAAAUAAAAUGUUUAAAGAAAUAACUGGUAAAUAUUCAUGUUUAAUGAAAAGCUCAAUUUCAAAAGCCACUCUUGAAUCGAGCUCUUUUCCUAAAGUGGGCUCAUUAAACUCUUCCUUUUGGCAUUGU